Spinacia oleracea (spinach) is the source of this 1903-nucleotide messenger RNA. Its product is annotated as sugar transporter ERD6-like 7. Gene Ontology annotation, cellular component: membrane. The transcript is spliced from 18 exons. Gene Ontology annotation, molecular function: sugar transmembrane transporter activity. The coding region runs from base 82 to 1533 and encodes 483 amino acids. Gene Ontology annotation, biological process: carbohydrate transport; transmembrane transport. Lineage: Eukaryota; Viridiplantae; Streptophyta; Magnoliopsida; Caryophyllales; Amaranthaceae. The record is from RefSeq and is a predicted model, not a curated record.
UCUGCAUGGUAUAUAAAUCUUUGCAGGACUCAGUUGUAACAACAUUCACCCUGCUGCCUUCAAUCGAUAACCAGCAGCAAAAUGGGUAUCGAGUAUGAUGCCGAAAUUGGUGCGAGAGAAGCAAGGCAUAAUGCUAAGGAGCCAUUGAUCCAAGGCCAAGAAAACAAGUCUUCUUCCGAAGGCAAAAAUGACAGUAAAGGGUCAAUAUUGGUUGUUUUCCUUAGUACUAUGAUUGCUGUCAUGGGCUCCUAUGAGUUUGGUUCUUGUGUUGGAUUUACAGCACCUACUCAAACAUCUAUUGUUAAGGACCUCAACUUAUCAGUGGCAGAGUUUUCUCUGUUUGGUUCAAUUUUGAGCAUUGGAGCUGUGCUUGGAGCAACCACUAGUGGACGUAUUGCUGAUCAGAUUGGUCGCAAAGGGGCUUUGGCAAUGUCAACUGUUACAUGCAUAGGAGGAUGGAUUACAAUUUACUUCUCCCAGGAGGCAGUUUCACUUGACAUUGGAAGGUUCCUUACUGGAUAUGGUAUUGGAGUUUCCUCUUAUGUGGUACCCAUAUACAUAGCUGAAAUUGCACCAAAGAAUCUACGCGGGGGCUUAGGUACGCUUAAUCAGCUUAUGAUCGUGAUUGGAGCAGCAACUGCUUGUUUUGUAGGAACAGUUGUAACAUGGCGGCAGUUAGCACUAACAGGGAUCAUACCAUGUAUCAUUCUUUUGGUGGGCCUGGUUUACAUACCUGAGUCACCUAGAUGGCUGGCAAAAGCAGGGCAGAUGAAAAGGUUUGAAAAUGCAUUGAGAAUGCUUCGAGGGAAAGAUGCUGAUAUUUCAGCUGAAGCAUCUGAAAUUCAGGAUUACAUAGAAACUGUGCAACACCUGCCUAAAGCCAGGAUGCUGGACCUUUUCCAGCAGAGAUACUUGCGUUCAGUCACUAUUGGAGUCGGACUUAUGCUUUUGCAGCAACUUGGUGGUGCUAACGGCAUAGGAUUCUAUGCAAGCGAAAUGUUUGUUGCUGCUGGUUUCCCUUCAGGCAAAUUCGGAAUCAUAAUGUAUGCAAGUAUACAGAUACCUAUAACAGCAAUUGGUGCAGUGCUAAUGGACAGAAGUGGACGUAAACCUCUAUUACUGGUUUCGGCUGCAGGAACGUGUUUAGGAUGUUUUAUGGCAGGAUCAGCUUUCUUUGCUAAGAACCUCGGAUUUUUGGAGAAAGAAGCUCCAUAUCUAGUCCUAGGAGGAGCACUGAUGUAUAUCGGUUCAUUUUCUAUUGGAGUUGGAGCGAUUCCAUGGGUUAUGAUGUCAGAGAUAUUUCCAAUAAAUGUGAAGGGGGCAGCAGGAGGUCUGGUGAAUUUGGUACACUGGUUUUGUGCAUGGGCAGUUUCCUACACUUUUAAUUUCUUAUUCAACUACAGUGCUGCAGGCACCUUUUACUUCUAUGCAGCUAUUGGUGCCCUUAAUGUCCUCUUUGUGGCAAAAUUAGUACCUGAAACUAAGGGGAAAACUCUUGAGGAGAUUCAAGCUUCAAUCAACCAAAUCAAAUAAUUUUCAUGUUUUUUCUUCAUUUUCACAUUUCUUUUUCUAGAUUUUGAAACUGUUGUUGUUGGUUGUGAAUUAUCUUUAGUCUAAUAUUGGAGAGGUUUUGAGUUAGGAGAGUUCAGUCCACUUAUAAGUCCAAUGGAGGUUGCACACUAAAACCAAUUGGCAAUAGUGGGAGUGACUCCACAAGCUUAUAAGUGGUAUUUUCUCUCCUCUUUCUCCAAUGUGGGACAACUUACAUAUGAAAAACAUGGGGUGUCUAACAGUUUUGCACCGCAUUUGACAAAAUUUUGAGAUACAAAAACUACCUUAUAAGUCAGAAGCAGAGAAGCUACUGAUAAUAAUUAUUACAAGCACUCCGUUAUGUUCACCUUAU